Manis javanica (Malayan pangolin) is the source of this 2019-nucleotide messenger RNA. Its product is annotated as guanylate-binding protein 1-like. Gene Ontology annotation, molecular function: GTP binding; GTPase activity. NCBI's taxonomy places the organism in Eukaryota, Metazoa, Chordata, Mammalia, Pholidota, Manidae. The record is from RefSeq and is a predicted model, not a curated record.
CUAGAAAUCUGUUAGAUUGCUUUACCUCUGAUGACUUGGUAUCUAAAGGAUCUCUGGAAAGCCCCAUGACAUUGGAGGGGGGAAAUAAAAGUCCAAUGGUCCAGUGAGAGAGAAGUCACAGAGACACUCCACCUAACUGAAGACGUAAAAGAGAAUCUACUGCGGUGUCUCACCAAGGAUAUCUUUGUUUAGCCUGACCUCUCUUGGACAAGAAAACACCCUCAGCAUGGCCUCUGAGAGCCACAUGCCAGCCCCCCUGUGCCUCAUUGAGAACAUUAAAGGGCAGCUGGUGGCUAAUCAGGAAGCUCUGAAGAUCCUGUCUGCCAUUACCCAGCCGGUGGUGGUGGUGGCUAUUGUGGGCCUGUACCGCACAGGCAAAUCCUACCUGAUGAACAAGCUGGCUGGGAAGAGAACGGGCUUCUCUCUGGGCUCCACAGUGCAGUCUCACACCAAAGGAAUCUGGAUGUGGUGUGUGCCUCAUCCCAAGAAGCCAAGCCACACCCUAGUUCUGCUUGACACCGAGGGCUUGGGAGAUGUGGAGAAGGGUGACAAUCAGAAUGACUCCUGGAUAUUUGCUCUAGCCAUACUCCUGAGCAGCACCUUUGUAUACAACAGCAUGGGGACCAUCAACCAGCAGGCGAUGGACCAGCUGCACUAUGUGACAGAGCUGACAGAUCGAAUCAGGGCAAAGUCCUCACCUGCUGCAAACGGGACUGAAGAUUCAGCUGACUUUGUAAGCUUCUUUCCAGACUUUGUGUGGACACUGAGGGAUUUCACCUUAGAUUUGGAAGCAGAUGGAACAACCAUCACAGCGGACGAGUACCUAGAGAAUUCACUCAAGCUUAAGCAAGGUACCAGUCCAAAGGACAAAAAUUUUAAUCUGCCCCGACUCUGUAUCCGAAAGUUCUUUCCAAAAAAGAAAUGCUUCAUCUUUGAUCGGCCCACUCAACGGAAGAAGCUAAACCAGCUAGAGACCCUGCAUGAUGAUGAGCUAGAUUCUGAGUUUGUGCAACAAGCUGCAGUCUUCUGUUCCUACAUCUUUAGCAAUUCCAAGACUAAAACCCUUUCUGGAGGCAUCAAGGUCAAUGGACCUCGUCUAGAGAGCCUGGUGCUGACCUAUGUCAAGGCCAUCAGCAGUGGGAAUCUGCCCUGCAUGGAGAAUGCAGUACUGGCCUUGGCCCAGAUCGAAAACAGGGCUGCAAUGCAAAAAGCCAUUGCCCACUAUGAGCAGCAGAUGGGCCAGAAGUUGAAGCUGCCCACAGAAACCCUCCAGGAGCUUCUGGACCUGCACAGGGCCUGCGAGACAGAGGCCAUCAGCGUCUUCAUCAAGAGUUCUUUCAAAGAUGUAGACCACUCAUUUCAGAAGGAAUUAGCGAACCAGCUAGGAAAAAAGCGGGAUGACUUUUGUAGACAGAAUGUGGAAGCAUCAUCAGAUCGUUGCACAACUUUACUUGUGGAAAUCUUCAGUCCUCUAGAAGAAGCUGUGAAGCAAGGGGCCUAUUCUAAACCAGGAGGGUACCGUCUUUUUAUUCAGAAGACAGAAGAGCUGAAACAGAAGUACUUCCAGAAACCUAGGAAGGGGAUACAGGCUGAAGGGAUUCUUCAGACAUACUUGAAGUCCAAGGAGUCUGUGACUGAUGCGAUUCUACAGACAGACCAGACUCUCACAGAAAAGGAAAAGGAGAUUGAAGUGGAACGGGUGAAAGCUGAGUCGGCCCAAGCUGCAGCAAAAAUGGUGGAGGAAAUGCAAAAAAAGAAUCAGCAGCUGAUGGAAGAGAAAGAAAAGAGUUACCAGGAACAUGUGAAGCAACUGACUGAAAAGAUGGAGAGGGAUAGGGCCCAGCUGAUGGAAGAGCAAGAGAGGACCCUCGCUCUUAAACUUCAGGAACAGGCCCGAUUACUAAAGGAAGGAUUCCAAGAUGAGAGCAGACGCCUUCAUAGCGAAAUACAGAACAUCCAAAGGAACAUGGCAAAACCAAGGAGGAUGUGUUUGUUAAGCUAAAGACCUAAAAAAUGGAA